UUCUGUUUAUUCGCUGCCUUUAGGUCUGCGCGUGUGCUUACUCCCAUCACUCCCUCCCUUUCCCAUUGGCUGCUCCCUUCUCCCACACACGGAUAUGGACACACAUACACACACGCACUGGCUCUGAGCUCAGACACCAGAGUUGACGUUCUUGAGCGGAGGUCGAGAGAGGGACAGAUGGGAUCCACACACACACCGGAAAGAGGCACACGGCGCUCCGUGCAGCAUUGAUCACGACCGAGACCUCGAGAAGAGACUCUCUCGCAUGGAAAAGAGGAGAGAGUAAGAAUCAGUGACAGUGAGACAGAGGAAAGAAGAUGCCAUGGAAUGAGCAAGAUGGGAUUGAGAAGCCUGGGCAUCACGCAAGCUUCUUGAAGACAACAAGAAGAUCUUUUCAGCGCUUCUGAAACGGACCAUCUUGAGAGUUUUCGGUGCAUUCGUGCUCGGAUCGAACGGGAAGUUUCUGAUGUUCCAGUUCCGUUCCUGUCAAAAGAAAACGAUGAGGUGAACAACACAAGCAAAGAAACUCAAGGACAAAUGUGAGAGAUAAAGUCAACUUGAAGAGAUGCAUUGCCCAGUCUUGGCCUGUCAAGAUAUGCUACACCAGAGAGGACUGUGCACACAAGCUUUGAGUUGGAAAGUAGGGCAUUAAAGGUGUCUGGAUAUCCUCUCACUGGUCAGCCUGAAAACUGUAUCCUAUUAACAUUUUAUUUGCCUUGAUGUUUUUAGGACAAGCAUGGUUACAGCUGCUGCGGAUGUACACCGUGAGAGCUAUGUGUCGUGAGAUUUUUCUCUUGGCUAUGAAACCAUGAUGCAGACUUUUGUGACAUACUCGCAAGCCUACCCUGCCAAAGUUUCAUGCUCUUCAGGACUUACACAAAGAGAGUUUCACCAAGGUUGCUCAUUGAGUGUUUAAGUGCCCCUUUGGACUAAUGGGGCUGAAGCUCAGGAUACACCCAGUCCCUCUUUUGCAUAUUAGGACACUUGCUUAUAAAGACUCUACGUGCCAAAACCAGGACCUACUCUGACAGCAUUACCACAAAGACUUAAACAGAAACCCUCAGUCAUGUGACCUGAGGAAAGGACCAGUCACAUGCUCUGCUGCCAUCGGCUGGUCUAUUUUAUUUUAUUUUUUUUUAUUUCUGCAGCAUUUAUCAUGUUCGGAGUUUGCCAAAUGUCAAAAUCUGCAGUGUGCUAUAACUGAUUUUUUUAUCUAAUGAAUUGUUCAUUCACAUUUGACUUGUGAAAACAGACAAAAAAAAAAAAAACAAAAAAAAAACAACACAGUCAAACUUUUAUUUACAUCUAUGGUCCAUAAGCUACUCUUGGAUAACAUGGUGAGCAAAGAACCCAACCAUUUGCCAACUGUUCACAGCCACAGCAAUGGCAACCCAGACAAAACACCCACCACCGUGACUGUGCGCUCAGUGCUCCUCAACCGGAACUCUCCAGAUAUUGAAAGCAGACUUAAACGCAGACGAAACCGUACGCAGCAGGUACGCUUUAAAGAUUUGGAGGAUGACAAUGAGUCGAAGGAUAAAAAUGAAAAGUUGAGAAGUAAGAGUCCAACAGAGGUUCCAAACUGGCAAAAAGAGUUAACAAAUGGGCCCUCGCUGGUGGGAGCGGUCCGUGGGGACAUGGAAAAGACAAUUGGAGCUGUGACAGCAUUUCUGAAGAGAGCACCACCGCACCCACUUACCCCUGGGCCUACCAGACGCUGCUGGGUCCCAACGCAACCAUGUUCGCUCACACUGCCGCUGCCAACUCAGCCAUGCAGGAGUACAGCCAUCCAAACCUCACCCAGUUUGCAGAAACCUCCCUCGCUCUCGGCCACACAGACUCGCAGUCACAGCUUGGGGGGAGGCUGGGAUGACGAAGACUCCUCAGAUGAGUUGAUCGCACAGGUCUGCAUUCCACCCUGUAGAUCACAGAAGAGUCCUGUCCAACAUUGUACUCCCGCUGAGCAAUCAAGGUGCCAGAAAACUGAGGACAAUCAAACUGCCUCUGUGGGUACAACAACACAACUCCAGCCAUCUCCCCCUGCGCCACAAAAACAGUCUAGAAGGAGAGGGAGGAGGAAAUCCUUAAACAGAGCAGCAAGUGAUCCUGGGAAGCAUGAGCCUUGUACUUCUCCAACUAAAACUGUGCACAGAAGCCAUCAGCAUUCUAACCAAUCCAAGAAACCCACAUCCAAAGCUGUGGCACGCAGAACUUCGUCAGAUAUCGUGCCUCCACAGCAUUCCCCCACGCCAAACACAGUUCAUAAUACACAAUGUAAUGUCUCUUUCACACAGACUGAAGCUAGCAGUGAUUCAAAAAUCCAAACUGUCCCAGACAACACGGCCUCCUUGCAAACAGCAGAGGUAGAUCCUGCAUCUUGUCCUUCUCACACCACACCACCUCCUCCCAAAGAAACAUCACAAUGUUGCCCACCACAGGCUGCUACAGAAAACACCAUUUUGACCCCUACUGUACUGGAGCCGUUGUGCACUACCACAGCACAAGUCAUGUCCACUGACACCACACACAGGCAAUCAUGCAUGUCUCCUACUGAAUCUACAAGGCGUUGUUGCACACCUGCAAAUUGUAAGACUCCCCCAAUACCUGAUUCCCAGUGCAUUUCAGAUUCAUAUACAGAUCCCACAACUCCUGCUCAAUCCAAGCCCUGUUGCCAGACGUUGGAGGAAACCAUUCCAUGCUCCAUCAAUGCUGGCUUCAAGACAACAUCCUGUUCUCAAGGAGCACCUGCAGUCGACUCUACGUUCCCAUCCACACAGCCAUGCCAGAAGACUCCAACACAAUCCAUGGCAUGCGGUAACACCUCCAAUCAACCCGUGUACUCUGUGAUAUCUCCAACACAACCUGUAACUUCUAUUCAGUCUGUGCCAAGCUGUGAUAUUUCUAAUCAGAAUGAGCCAUUGGUUAGGACCCAAACCCUUCCUGUGCAGACAGUGCAAUCUCCUAUAUCAGCUACACACAUACCAACACCUGUUCACCCCAUAUCAUCUUGUAAAAUUCCAGUGCAGUCUAUACCAUACUGUGUCAAAGACAAACCAGCAACCUUUGGCUCUCCUACACAACCUGCAGCAUCUCAUAAGAUUCCUACACAGACCCUCCCUCACAAUGUGAUUUCAUUUCCUCCCGAGCCACACCCUGUCUCACACUUUAAGGGCCCCAUUGCAGCUGUAGCACACACUAUACCUAUUGCACAAACUGCAGUACACUGCAUUUUGGAUCAACAAAACGUGACAACCCAUGUGACUCCUUCUAUACCCGUUCUGAUUUGCAGCCCUUCCACACAACCCGCACCAGGUAAAAUUUCAGUUCAAGCAUUGCCACACUGCAACUCUAGUAAGCAAAAUGCAGUGUCUUGCAGUAAUCCCUCUCAAAUCGUGCAACACUUUAAGACUCCAAAUCAAACAGUAUCGCACUCUAAGUCAUUUCCACAAAAUAUGUCACCCAUUCUCUGUCCACGUGAGGCAAUGAUGUAUGCUAGUAAACCCCAAGAAACUGUGCUUCCCUCUGCUAAUUUCAGGCAUUCCUUACCUCCUUACGCCUGCCCUCCCCAGACUGCUUUGCUGUACACUAACACUGGGGUGAGCCCCUCCCCUCCUCAGGCCUUCUGCUGCACUCAGGACAGACGAGACAGGAGAGAGUUCAUGCUUCCUCCCCCACCUCCUCCUCCUCCUCCUCCAUACACCCCCCGCAAAGAGGGCUCCUUGACUCCAGGACAGCCCCGCAAGCCUCCUGUCCCCAAAGCCGAGAGCAACAACGCUGAAAAGGACAAAGUGAAAACUGGGGUAGCGAAGCCAAAUGUUGAAGCAGGAACUCACCAUCAGGCAGGUGAAACCCCACCUCCUAUCCCUCCCAAAACUAAGGCAAGAGCUACAGUGAGGCCCACCUGUUUAAGCAGCCGACGGGCGAUCCUUGGCCCAGAAUCCCAGUCCAAUGCAAAUCACUUGCCUCCUGCUGCGGGGACGAAUCCCCAGGCCCCCCUUGGACCAGCGGAGGGCCAAGCGGACACACUGCGGCAGGUGCAGGAGCUACUGGGGGGGCUCAUGUCUGGGGCUAAGUGUAAGCUGGACCUGGCAAAGGCAAAAGAGAAACUGUUUGGCCCAAACGGCCCUCUGUACGACAUUGGGGCUCUGCAGUCUCAGCUGCACAGCCUGGAAGGGGUGUUGGAAACCAGCCAGAACACCAUCAAGGUUUUACUGGACGUCAUUCAGGAUCUGGAGAAGAAGGAGGCAGAGCGAGACGGAAGACACUCAUACCGAACGGGACAGGAUAUUGAGAACUGCGGCACCUGCAGAGACUGCGCCUGUAUCAUAUACAGGGGCGUGUCUGCUGUGAGACUUCAGUGUAAACGCCCACUGCUGUGAUUGGCUGACAUCUUUGCAUAUUAAAUAGCUAAGUAUUACUCUCUCGAAAACUUUUAGCACAUUUUUACUAUUACAGCUCUCAAGAUUAACUAAUCGUGUGAAGUGUUGAUUAUAGCAUUACAUUUAGAUCUUUGGCAUUAUAUUUAGAUGGUGGCAUGAAAGGUUGCAGUGAUGAAAAUUGUAGUCAAUCACAGACAUGUUGUUGAGUGCAUGAAAGCAGUGAUCUCAUGAUUGCAACUCAAUUUCUGCACACUAACGAAUGCUUUCAUCUUAACUAACAGUGCAAACGUGAUGUAACUAAGAGAUUAACUGAAUAAAACUGGAAUUUUGGUGCGAGUCCAAAACUCGCGCAGUUUGAUUGACAGCUCCAGCGAUUGUAAAGUGAUUGUAUUCUACAUCUAAUUUAAUCUCAGUUUAAAUAACAGACUAUUUUCAUCCUACUAAGAGAAACAAUGUGAAGUUAAGUCGCUGGUUUGAUUUACUGACACAUAAACAAAGAACAUCUGACUGUACAUGAAUUAUUACAUAUCAGAUCAGGCAUUAGAAUCAACACAGUUACUUACAUGUUGUUGCAUUGCUGUCGAGUCCAUAUAGUAAAAGUCUGUUUGCAAAGCCUGUGCUGAAAUGCGAUUGAUUUACCAAAGAAUCCACAGUGAAAUGUACAGAAUACAAAUAAAUGAAGCUCAACUGAGACAUUCACAUUGUUGAAAAUAAAUAACCAUAUUCCUAGCAUUAGGAUUCUUUGAAAGGUAAUGUUAUUUUUAGUAUCGCUCUUCUCUCCUCCUUCAUCUCACUAACACGCCAGUGGGCGGGGCUAAUGUUGCAAUGAUGAAGUAGGCGUUGAUUUCACCUAUCUAUAGAUAGGCACAUUCUGGGGCAAGUUGUUCACUGGGCCUGGCGUCAAUAAAAGCUUUUAUUGAACUAAUGAAGUUUUCAGUUCUGAAGCUUACAGGAUAUUCUUAUAGUACGAUGACCUCUUAUAUAUCAAAAGCUCAAGAAAAAAGUUGAUUUCACAAUUCAUGACCCCUUUAAGAGUGUAUUUCAAUGCAUUCUCAAAGAACAUCCUUUUAUGAUGCAUUUUUUCCCACAAUAAUAGCUGUAAA
Messenger RNA from Ctenopharyngodon idella (grass carp), 5482 nucleotides. RefSeq lists its product as uncharacterized. The transcript has 4 exons. Bases 1308 to 4379 code for a protein of 1023 amino acids. Gene Ontology annotation, biological process: inhibitory postsynaptic potential. The record is from RefSeq and is a predicted model, not a curated record. Gene Ontology annotation, cellular component: postsynaptic density. NCBI's taxonomy places the organism in Eukaryota, Metazoa, Chordata, Actinopteri, Cypriniformes, Xenocyprididae.